UUUUGAUUGAUUUCCUUGUAAUUGUUUUGGGUGCCGGACAAGAGAUAAGUUUGAGAUCCGGCGAAGCGUUGCAAAUUGUCAGAUCAGUAUACUCCCGAACAAAUAUAGGUCAUGAAGCGUUUCAGGCCUGGUUAGAGCAAUUCAACGAUCUCAUUCUGAGCUCAUCCAUCGGAAGACAAGCAGACUUCCACGCAAUUUUGGCUGAUGUCGAAAAUCGAAAAGCUAAUUUCGGAAACUUUGCACAGCUUAUCACGCUACUAAAGGCAUGGAAAGACCAGACGGAGGGAGGCGUGAUUAGUAAAUAAAGAGAUAACUACCGUUCAAUAUAGCUUAGAUAAGACAACUUUGAGAAUGUAAUAAAGUGCAAAUCUAUAAAUUGAGCUAAGCGAGAUUUGUUUUUCCAUUGUGUCGAAACUAGUCCAGGUGAAGUGAGGUCUUGAAAUGUUGAAAAUCUGUGUGCCAUUGGCACUGCUUGCGGUUGCUUCAUUGGCAUGGCCGGUGGAUCAAAGUGUUCGUGCGUUCGAUACUUACCGCCUUCCGAAUCAAACCGUACCAACGCACUAUGAUCUGUAUCUGGAUACAAAUUUGCAUCUGGCGGAUUUAGACUACAGUGGUAAUGUGAAAAUUAGAAUCCAAGUGCUUGAGAGUACAUCUCAGAUCGUACUGCACAGCAAGCGUAGUGAAAUUGUGAGAUUAGAAUUGCGCAACAGCAAUCAGUUGGCGAUUAGUUUAAAGAGUUUUGAGAUGGAUGCGGAUAAAGAUUUCUUGAUUGUUAACACCAAGGAGACUUUGCCGGCGGGAUCUACAUACGUUCUGGACAUAGACUUUACCAACAGUCUUGAUCGUACCGAUGCCGCUGGAUUCUAUCGAUCGUCUUAUGUCAACGCAGAAGGAGUUACCAAGUUUCUUGGAGUGACUCAGUUCGAGUCUACCGACGCCCGAUCGGCUUUCCCUUGCUUCGAUGAACCUGGAAUCAAGACAACUUACAGUGUACAGAUCGCUUGCGGUUUGGAUUACAACGCAAGAUCCAACGCUCCGGCCUUAGGAAUUCAGCUUUUUACCAGCAGGCAAGAAGCUCACUACGUUCCAAACGACUCCACGAAUGCAAACCUACCUGUUGGCGUUCCUGGUUUCCGACUUCAUCAGCGAACGGCAAGUCGUGUUCCAGCCUCAUCAGAUUGCCGUCUCGACGUUUGCUCGACCAACUGCCAGCCAUCAGCUGACGUACUCCGUAGACGCUUCGGUACGAUUCCUGCGGGAGCUGGAAUCUACUUCGAUCAACGGUGCCAUGGGAAAAACUGGGGACUGGUCACGUAUCGUGAAUCGACCAUUCUGCUCGACCCGGAAAGCCAGGGCGAAAGCCAACAGCUACAGGUGGUAGGAAUCGUGGGACACGAAUAUACCCAUCAAUUCUUUGGAAACCUAUUGGCACCGCAGUGGUGGUCGUAUCUGUGGCUGAACGAAGGCUUCGCUCGUCUAUACCAGUACUACGUAUCGGAAUUCAGUCACCCGGAGCUGAAAAUGCGCGAUCGCUUCGCCUCUGUUCGGGAAUCGGCUUUGAACUUGGAUGCCAGCGCAACGGUUCGGCCAAUGACGUACUACGUGGAAACUCCAGGGGAAAUUAGCAGGCUGUUUGACAAUAUUGCAUACGCCAAUAAUCCUGCUUAA
Aedes aegypti (yellow fever mosquito) is the source of this 1668-nucleotide messenger RNA. Its product is annotated as endoplasmic reticulum aminopeptidase 1-like. NCBI's taxonomy places the organism in Eukaryota, Metazoa, Arthropoda, Insecta, Diptera, Culicidae. The transcript has 8 exons. Gene Ontology annotation, molecular function: zinc ion binding; peptide binding; metalloaminopeptidase activity. Gene Ontology annotation, biological process: proteolysis; peptide catabolic process. Gene Ontology annotation, cellular component: cytoplasm. The coding region runs from base 442 to 1668 and encodes 408 amino acids. The record is from RefSeq and is a predicted model, not a curated record.